Messenger RNA from Cornus florida, 1797 nucleotides. RefSeq names its product F-box protein SKIP19-like. NCBI's taxonomy places the organism in Eukaryota, Viridiplantae, Streptophyta, Magnoliopsida, Cornales, Cornaceae. Bases 220 to 1197 code for a protein of 325 amino acids. The transcript has 2 exons. The record is from RefSeq and is a predicted model, not a curated record. Gene Ontology annotation, molecular function: protein binding.
CAAACACACCGCUUUUCACUGUACAGUUCGAACCACAAACACACCACACACCACACUGCGAUCAAAUAUAUCCUUGACCUCAAGAACGCACAAAUACGUUCAACCUUUUAAACCCUAAUAACCACCAUUUCUCAUCUUCACUCUCUGAAAUUAUUUUCCUCACUUCCCGGGUCUUUCCCGGAAAAUCCUGAAAACAUAUUCGGAAAAAUCUCGCAAUCAAUGGCUUCCUCCUCGACCUCACAGCCACCGGCGGCAGAAACAAGGAACUGGCUGGAACUUCCGCAAGACGUGACGGCGAUGAUACUGCACAAGCUUGGGGCGAUAGAGAUACUUGAGAGCGCACAGAAGGUGUGUAUGGCGUGGCGUAAUAUCUGCAAAGACCCUGCGAUGUGGAGGACCAUCGACAUGCGCAAUUUGGGGGAUCUCUGGGACAUGCCGUACGAUCUCCAGAAGAUGGCGAUGCACGCCAUCGAUCGCAGUUGUGGACAGUUGGUCGAUAUCAAUAUCGAGUAUUUCGGCACCGAUGAGACCCUUCAGUACAUCACCGAGCGGACCAGUCAGCUCAGACGUCUUCGUCUUGUGUCAUGCUAUAGCAUUUCAUGUGAGGGUUUGAGUGAAGCGGCUAAAGGAUUACCAUUGUUAGAGGAGCUUCACAUGUAUUUCUGCCCUAUGUCAAAAGAAGCUUUUGAAACUGUGGGACGCUGUUGUCCUUUGCUGAAGUCGUUUUCAUAUAACAAUGAAGGGUGUAGAAGCCUGCCAAUAGAAAUAGAGUGUGACAAUGAAGCACUAGUUAUUGCAGAAAACAUGCCUGAAUUACGCCACCUUCAACUAUUCGGAAAUAGGAUGACAAAUGUUGGCCUGCAGGCUAUUCUUGACGGUUGUUCUCACCUUGAAUUCCUUGACCUGCGGCAGUGUUUUAACGUUGUUCUGAAAGGGGAUUUGGCAAAAAGACUUAAAGAGAGGAUCAAAGAUGUGCGGUUGCCGCACGACUCCACUGAAGACUAUGGAUUUAAUGCUCAAAUCAUUGAUGAUGAAUCAUUUGGUGAUGACCCAUUUGGAUUAUCUGACAUUGACCUCUUGUCUGAUUAUGAUGACUAUCUUCAAUUCUCUGGUGACAGUGACAUGGAUUGUGAUGACUAUUGUCAAUUCCCCGGUGGCAGUGACUUUUCUGACUUUGAGGAGGAUCCGUAUUCAUAAUUUUAAGCUUUUAGCAGCUACUAGCUAGAUAGUUCGUGUUUUGUUAGUAGAUAGAGUCAAGACUCAAGACACAACUUUCAGUAUUUUGAAUUCCCCCAACAUGGAGAAUAUAUCUUUGUGCACCUUGCACCUGGCCAUUAGAGCGGUCCGUUCCUGCACUUGUUAUGCACAGACGGAUCUCAUGUGCCCGGUGCACCGGGCAUGGCGAAUACCUUCUCCCCAACAUGACCGUUACAAUGAAUCGUGAAUGGGUAUGGAAGAUUAUUUUUUUGGCAUUUUGUAGGUGGGGAUUGUUUGUGAUCUGGAAGUGCAUGAAGGGCCUAUAUUUGCUUAACUGGAGAAGAUAGCUGAAAUGCUGAAAUGGUGUCGUAAUCUGAUGCAGUUCUUGAAUAAGUUACUGCUGAUCAGAGCUACAUAAUCAUGUCUAUUUAUUUAACAUGUAGAGCUGACUUUACACCUAUUUGGCCCUUAAGCUUUCUAAGAGAUACUUGUUUAUUAUGUUUGGAUAUGUGAUAUUUGGGUCGAGUGAAUUGUUUGGCCUACAACCUGUCGGUCAAGCAAAUCAACUUUAACUGCCCGGCUUUAAAAUUAUUUUCUUUA